UUUUUUUUUUAAAUUAUUAUGAGUUAAUAAAAACAACCCUUAGAUCCAAAAGAUUGUGUUUUGAAUAUUUCAUUAAAGAAAUCAUCAGGGCAAUUUUUUUUCUUAUCAAAAAUUUUCUUGAAUAAAUUUGGAUAGGUUGAAUUGCAUGGUUUAGGUGAAGCAACAAAGAUGGUAGCUGGAGUUGCUGAAAGUCUUUAAAGAAAGGUAAAAAUAGAUUAAAAAUAUAAGCAAUAUGCUACUAUUAAGAAAAUUGAAACCUAAACAUAUACACCAGAAUAAGGUGGAAAAAAAAUAAAAUUGAUUGCCAAAUUGGAAAUAACAAAUGAAGGAAAAAAAUUAAUUGAAUAAGAUUUGUAAAAAAAAUAGCCAGAAGUAAAACAAGAACAAGAUUGGUGAAUAAUAUUAUAGCAUAUAUUUUAAUAGUAAGUAGAUAGUG
This is a messenger RNA of Paramecium sonneborni, 436 nucleotides long. The record is from the annotation of a GenBank genome assembly. NCBI's taxonomy places the organism in Eukaryota, Ciliophora, Oligohymenophorea, Peniculida, Parameciidae.